AUGCCGCCUUCUCAUUGGAUGACACUCAUGAAUGAUGUGACCUAUAUCGACUCUACUUAUUAUCAAAAAAAUAUUACACCAUACAACCCUAGUGAUGAUCAUACUACAGGAAAUCCUCUUCCUCCUUUGCCACCUUUCACCAUGACUGAAAAAAUACUUACAUCAGCGGAUCUUCAAACCAUCGACAAAACUAUGCAUGUUAUUUCCUUGUCCCAACAAAAUUUAAUUCGUCUCAGUCCCUCUAUUGGUCUAUUCACUAGGAUCUGCAAAUUAGACUUAUCAAAUAACAAAUUAUCAUCUAUCCCAACUACUAUUGGUUAUCUUUAUCAAUUGGAAGCUUUAUAUCUCGGCAAUAAUCAAUUGGACAGUUUACCUGAUACUAUAGGUUAUUUAACGAAAUUAGUUGAAUUGGAUGUAUCACAUAAUCAACUUACUACAUUGACUCCUUGUAUGGCAUAUCUCAAGAAACUUCAAGCAUUGACGGUGGCUCAUAAUCAAUUACAAGAUUUACCUGUUCAUUUGGUUAUUGGAUUAAAAGGUCUAACUAUAUUAGAUUUAUCUCACAACCCUAUUACCAUUUUACCAGCUGAAAUCACACAACUUCAUUUUCUUCGACGAUUACUUUUGGAAGGAUGUCCCCUGAUGGAUCCUGAUUCAACAAAUAUUAAACCACCUUGUUAUCCUUUGGUUCAUUCACCACCCAGUUUAUUGGAAUAUUGCGCCCGCACCAUUGUACGCGAUACCAAACGACAUCAAUAUUAUCAACAAAGAUUUCCUCAAUUAUCAGAUCAUUUGAUUGAAUAUCUCAAUUCUGGAACACCAUGUACUCUUUGUCAUGCACCUUAUUUUGAUACUUAUGUAGCUCGAGGUCGACUUGUGGAAAGAAGUAAUCGUUGGAUUCCGGUCGAAUAUCGUUUAUGUCAGGCUCAUUUUACGGAUGAAACGAAUCGAUUAUUAUAUAUGUUCUCAUCAUCAUCAUCAUCACCAUCAUUGGAUCAUACAUUGACCUCUUCUUCUCCAUCAUCAAUAUCUUCAACAUUUUCUUGGCAUCGACCUUAUCGACCUCCUUUACCACAAUUACCAAACAAAAUCAAACGGAAAUCUAUAUAUAAUCAUUCAAUCACUACCGAUUCGAUAUCCACUAUCACUGAAACAACUACUACAGCUGUAAUGAUGGAAAGUGUAAUACAACAACAACAGCAACAACAACAACAACUAUUGAUGCAAGAUGAUACAAGAAUGGAUCCUAUCAAUAAUAAUGGUUGGCGAGCUCAUAGAAUGAAAGUAAUGAACAAAAAUCAAUCUGGUUUUUUAUCUUUGACAAAACUUCCUUCUAAUGGCAAUCGACAAAGUGAUGAUCCUCAACAACAACAACAAUUGUGA
This is a messenger RNA of Halteromyces radiatus, 1383 nucleotides long. RefSeq lists its product as uncharacterized. The record is from RefSeq and is a predicted model, not a curated record. Gene Ontology annotation, molecular function: protein binding. The coding region runs from base 1 to 1383 and encodes 460 amino acids. The transcript is spliced from 2 exons. Lineage: Eukaryota; Fungi; Mucoromycota; Mucoromycetes; Mucorales; Cunninghamellaceae.